Messenger RNA from Dracunculus medinensis (Guinea worm), 3810 nucleotides. The record is from the annotation of a GenBank genome assembly. Lineage: Eukaryota; Metazoa; Nematoda; Chromadorea; Rhabditida; Dracunculidae.
AUGAGUAAGGAUAGUUCGCUCAAAACUCGUCUAAAAUUGCUCGAACAAUUAGCUCUUGUGAUGCAAUAUAGACAAUUACAAGUUAACACACUUGAAGCUAUUUAUCAUGAAACAAAAGAUUUAUUAUUAGUUGAUGAAGGAAAAGAUGCCGAAGUAAGAUUGUUGAUUGCAAUUGCUGAUCGUCAAAGUGAACAGAUUGGUUUACCUCUUCGUGAUUCAUUUUUUUGCGAUAUUCGGCAGAUGGGAUUGUCCGAUUUAUCACUGGAAUGGCUAGUUGCUUUAACAAAGAAUGGUGAAGAUAUAUCUGGUUACGAAUAUGACAUCGUUGAUCUUAUUUUGGAUUGGUUAUCCGAGGUUUUGGAUAUCAGAAAAUUAGAUCACCGACUUGCAAUACGCGUUCUGCAAUUGGCUCAGCAGAUGAAUACAGGUUUUCUGCGAGAAAAAGCGCUUGACGAAAUAGUGCAUAAGAUGUCUGUUCGAAUUUGUUAUAAAGUAGAUCAUCUAACUUAUGAAUGUCUCUUAUUACUUGAUGCCAUUCUUAAAUAUGGGCACGUUCCAGAUAGUAAACUAAUUCCACUCAUUACGACGCUAUGCACAGUGAUUCCUUUUAAUCGGUUAGGUCUAACUGCUUGGGGUUUGAUGAAAGAUUUGCUUCGUUCCAGCUGUGGAUAUAAUACAUUGAGACUUCUCUUACAAAUGAUUACUUGUGCGAAGAAUUGCCCAAAGCCGAAAGUCAUUGUUGGUGCUGUUACUGCCGUCACUCUUUCACUGUGGGGAAAUCAGCGUAUUGACACAUUACGUAUUCAUCCAAGUGGAGUUCUUCCUGCGUUAGCAUCCGGAAUGGAAGCCGAUCCAAUAAUUAUGCGAGAAGUAUUUAUUAGCUUAAAACGGUUGUUAUCGAAAUAUGGUAAAGAAUUGCAGCAACUUACUUGGCAUUGUGUUAUGCAAUUAUUGAAUAAGGCGGCUGAUUUACUCAAUAAUAUGCCUUUUAGCGAUAAUCGAAAAAAUUUAUAUCAACAGCUGCAUAAACUUAUUAAAAUAAUUGAAGAAUUAUAUCGAGAAGGUGAGUUUUCUGGUUCGCCUGAGGCAGUGUUUGAUCUCAUUGAACGUUGUACCUUCGAACGGCCUCCUGAGAGUGUUGUUGCUUUAAUUGACUACAGAAUUAUGUGUAUUAGUCCAUUAACACAUCGCUGGCUUAAUAUUUUGGCUGAUCUUGUUCAGCGUUAUCUAAGAAAUGAAUGUUCAAUUGUAAGAGAGAAAGCGGUCAGUGUGAUUCACUAUAUUUUUAUUAAAUAUCAUCAUAUGUUUGAAAUAGAAAUUAUUUCUAAUCUUGUUAUACCAAUUUUAUAUAAAGUUUAUGAUGAAAAAGAUAUGACAGUACAGAAUCAAAUGAUUAACAUAUUAUUUGAUGUGGCGAAGACAAUGAGAUUGUUGGUUAGUGGUGAAACAGAUUUGUUUGCAUCAAUUAUUUCUAUAAUUCGUACUUUUCUGGAUAUUGAAUUUCAUAGAGAAGAGUGCUCUGAAAAUUUGGAAAUUGUUAUUGGUGGAGUGUGUCAAAUGCUUCAUGAACGCUUCGCACAUUUGAAAUUUGUGCAUCUUGAUUUAAUUAUUAAUUCAAUUUUCUAUGAUCCUCUUAAAAUUUAUUAUACGAAUGAAAAUGUUUGCAAAAUUGGAGUUGAAAUUCGUCAACAACUUAUCGCUGCUUUGUUAUCAAUUCUUUUUCCAAUAAUAAGAGGUAUUCUGCGUCGCUUAUGUCGAUUAUUUGAAUUUAAAGAUUUCAUAUUCAGUGCUGGUGAAGUAAGAAUGAAAAAAAUGAAGGAUGCUCUUUUAAAUUUGUUUGAGAAACGAGCUGUUCUACUUUGGGAGAAUGAUGUCGAUGUAAAAGUAGAUGCUUCGCGUAAAGCCGAUGAUAGAAGAAAUGAUGUUGAAUUAGCGAUACAUUUAUGUCCAGUGUUAAGUCGUCUUAUAAAUUAUUUAAAAGAUGAAAAUAUAUGCAAAAUUUUGGUUGAAUGUGUUGGAGCUGGAGUUCAACAGCCAAUAGUAGCAUGUAGUUUAGCGAUCCAAAUUGUACCCGACUGUAUGGUUCCCUUGGCGCGGCAAUUAAUGAAUCAUCUUACAAAAUUACAACCAACGAGCGCAAAACUUUCAAUAUCCAUACUUGAAUUAGUAUCCGAUUCUUCUUAUGUGCGUGAAUUUUAUCAAUUUUUUCAGAUGCAAGAUUUCGAAACCAUUGUUGAUAUAUUAGCACCAUGUACCAAUGUACAUCGAUUUAAUACUUACAUUAUUGCUGUCGCGUUUCGCACUUUAAUGCGAUGGUACGUUCUUAUACCCGAAAAUUAUCGUUUACGAAUGGCUGAAUACAUUAUCAACAGGGUGGAUCUGCAUUUGUUGUCGCAUAUUAUUCCGUUGAAUGAUUUAGUGCAACUUGCUAAUUUGGAAGGACGGUCAUCUGUUUCCUCAAUUUCUACAUUUGGUUCACAGCCUGAUUCACCAUCACUAAGUUCUGUGCUUCAUACUCUUCCCUCAAACCGUAAUAGUAAUUAUUAUGGAACAGUUGAAGCUUCUCAACGAGAAUCGUUGGCAGAAGAAGCUCGUCAAGCAUUGCUUACUUUUAUGCAACGUUGCAAAAGCGAUUCUGUAGAUAAAACUAUUCACCCAGCUGACUUAACUGAAAUGACUGAAUAUAGAACGGAACAUUGGGUUAUUAAUGAUACUAUUAUAUCUUUGUCAGUAUAUCUUGAUAAUAAGCCUUGGAAAGAAUCUGAUUCAUCAGAAAGUGAAAGAAAUAUUCAGCUAAAUGAAGAAUUUACGGCAGAAGGAAGACGUCGCCAUCAAUCUGCAGUACAGAGACCUGAAAAGUAUGUUGUGAAGCCACUUUGUCCAACUACAUUAGAUGAUUCUUUUACAAUGAAGCGUCAAGCACCGAAGCGUCAAAUUCAAACACUUGCAGUUUGGACACAAUUAACCAUACGUCAUAUAUAUGGAAAACAUUCUUGGUUGAUGCGUGGUCUUAUUGAGACACUUGAAGAUUUUAAUGCAAGUGCACAACUUUUGAACAUUGAGGAUUCAAGCGAACUCAUAAUGCAUUUGUGUAGAGGUGGUAAUGCGGUUAAAAUAACUUCAACAGAUAAAGCAAAAAUUUCGAGAUCAUUGCGAAAUCUGGACAGAAUAUUUGCACUUGAAGUGCACUGUGUUGGAAUUGUUUAUAUUGCACCUGGUCAAACCAAGGAAUCUGAGAUUCUUAGCAAUUUAUAUGGAUCUGAACGAUAUUCAUCAUUUAUAAGAAUGUUAGGUGAGCCUAUUUCGCUGGAAAUUCAUCCUGGUGGUUUGGUUCCUGAAAUACACGGGAAUUUCACCUAUAGAUAUACGGAUGCUUUAUCGCAGCUGAUUUUUCAUAUAGCAACUUUAAUGCCAAGAAGAGAAGAUGAUCCCCAGUGUAAUCAAAAAAAGAAAUUCAUUGGCAAUGACUACGUUUCAAUCAUCUACAAUGAUAGUGGAAAAAGUUAUGAAUUGGGUACAAUAAGUGGCAAAUUUGCUUAUGUUGCAUUAGAAGUUGUGCCGCUGGAUGAAUCGCAUAUGCAAAUCGUAAUUCAUACUCGCCAAGAAAUCGCUUCCUGGCUCUCAAUAACGCGUGCGUUUUUGCCUGAUGAACAAGCAGCUAAUUUCUUAAAAUGUUUAAUAUUACGAAGUCAGUUAUCUGUUAACGUAUGGAGGCGUGAAGAUGAAAAUGGACCCCCAUAUAUUGGUUUACCUGUUGAACGAAUGAGAGCUAUACGAAAUUUCGCCACGAUGGGUACAAAACAAAUUUGA